UAUAUCAACCUCUCUUCCCCAGUUCUUCCCCAGGACCCUUUUCUUUAUUUCCAUCUUCUCCAGGUCUCUAGGUGGUACACCUUGCAACAACAACAACAUCGACAUCUAAGGAGCACCAUUAACUUGGUUUCUCACCUGGUCCGACAAUACACACUUCGCCCCAACAUAUCAUCACCUCUCAACAAGUUCGCACAAUGUACGACGAGAAGCCCUCGGUUGACAACAUCUCUGCGGAGCAGGCCCACGCCCAGGCCCAAGCUCAGCUCCAGGCUCAGGCCCAGGCCGCUGUCGCUGCCGCCCACCAAGAGGCCAUGCUCAAUGGCUGGCACAACCCAAUGGCUCGCAUCCACACCGGAACUGAGCCCAGGUUGCCUGCCUUCGGUGGUGAAUUUCAACCCGGUCUCUAUCGCCCAGUCAAGGAACGCAAGUUCGCCAACCCAGCGCCCUUGGGUCUCUGCGCUUUCGCCCUCACUACCUUCAUCCUCUCCUGCGUCAACCUCAAGGCUCGUAACUUGACCGUCCCCAACGUUGUCGUUGGCUCUGCUCUCGCUUAUGGUGGUCUUAUUCAGCUUCUUGCCGGCAUGUGGGAAAUGGCUGUUGGCAACACUUUCGGUGCUACUGCUCUCUCUUCUUACGGUGGCUUCUGGAUCUCCUAUGCCAUUCUUCUCACCCCGGCCUGGAACAUCCUUGGUGCCGACGGUCCCUAUGCUACCCCAGAAGCCAAGGCGAUUGAUCCCGAGAUGGCCGCGUCUGCUGUCGGCGUCUUCCUUACCGGCUGGUUCAUCUUCACCACCAUCCUUCUUCUAUGCACCUUGCGCUCCACCAUCAUGUUCUUUAUGCUUUUCUUCACUCUGGAUAUUGCCUUCCUCAUGCUGGCCUGCGGCGAGUACGCCAACGACAACGGAAACGCCCUUGCCGCCGGGAGGCUCACCAAGGCUGGCGGUGUCUUCGGUAUGCUUGCCGCCUUCUUCGCUUGGUACAACGCGUUUGCUGGUAUUGCGGACAGCAGCAACUCCUUCUUCCUCCUCCCUGUCUUCCACUUCCCCUGGUCUGAGAAGGGCCGUGAGACCAGGAUGGCUGCCAAGUCUGACCGUGACCAGGCGUAAGUCGGCCCAGGCCGUUCUUUCCCUGAUAUGUUUUACGUUAUGAAUUUUGUUUAAGCGGGUCGCAAUGGGUAUUUGUUAUUUGGUGAGCGAGGUAGUUCACGAGUUUGGAUAUCCACAGAGGUUUGGGUCAUGUGCAUCUCAUGUUCAUGUUUUCUUUUUGUUUUAAUGAUACCGGAUCAAGGGUUGGGUCCACGACGAUACCAAAUGCUUACACACAUCAUUAAUAUCACACUUUCUUUCCAUUUAUGGAGUCCCAAGCAUGUCUUCCCCCGCUAAUGUAGCGACUGGGCGCAAAUAGUGUCGGAC
This is a messenger RNA of Neurospora hispaniola, 1412 nucleotides long. RefSeq names its product GPR1/FUN34/yaaH family-domain-containing protein. NCBI's taxonomy places the organism in Eukaryota, Fungi, Ascomycota, Sordariomycetes, Sordariales, Sordariaceae. The transcript is spliced from 3 exons. Gene Ontology annotation, molecular function: acetate transmembrane transporter activity. The record is from RefSeq and is a predicted model, not a curated record. The coding region runs from base 195 to 1106 and encodes 303 amino acids. Gene Ontology annotation, cellular component: plasma membrane.